Molecule: messenger RNA, 1336 nt
Organism: Cyprinus carpio (common carp)
Lineage: Eukaryota; Metazoa; Chordata; Actinopteri; Cypriniformes; Cyprinidae
Product: pleckstrin-like
Biological process (GO): actin cytoskeleton organization; intracellular signal transduction
Cellular component (GO): plasma membrane
Source: RefSeq, a predicted model, not a curated record
UGUGUCUAUAACUGUCAACAGAGGUUACACGUCAGACACAGAUUCAGCUGAACUGUAUGGGUCUUGCAUUCAGCACUCCCUGUAGACCGAGACUCGCUGCUGUACCUCACAGCUAUGGAACCAACAACAAUCAGAGAAGGGUACUUAGUGAAGAAGGGGACAGUGCUCAACUCGUGGAAGGUUAUGUGGGUGGUGUUAGCAGAUGAUGCCAUUGAGUUUUACAAGAAGAAGACAGACAACAGUCCGAAGGGAAUGAUCCCUCUGAAGGGUGCGACUCUGACCAGCCCAUGCCAGGAUUUCACUAAAAGAAUGCUAGUGUUUAAGGUCCGGUCAGCUAAGAACCAGGAGCAUUUCUUCCAAGCGACCCACCUGGAGGAGAGGGAGCUUUGGGUUAAAGAUAUCAAGAGAGCCAUCACUUGUUUGCAGGGCGGCAAGAAGUUUGCCAGGAAGUCAACGCGCCGAUCCAUUCGGUUACCAGAAAAUGUUAACCUGAGUGAACUGUAUGUUCUAAUGAAAGAUCAAGACAAAGGAGUGAAAGAGCUGAAGGUAGAGAAGGAUAAAAGGCUGUUCAAUCACUGUUUCACAGGAAACACAGUGAUCGACUGGCUGAUUUCUGAGAGGAAGGCCAGAAACAGACCAGAGGGACUGAUGCUGGCCACCGGACUGCUAAACGAGGGAUUCCUGCUGCCCGCUGGAGACGUGUCCAAAGACGGCGCAGAAAAAGGAGCAGAGUGUGUUUUCCUGGACCAAACCGAGGCUCUUUAUUACUUUGCAGAUAGUGGUUUCUUUUGUGAGGGUUACUCCAGCGAUGAGGACGUGAUCAUGAAGGAGGAGUUCAGAGGGGCCAUAGUCAAACAGGGCUGUUUGCUGAAACAGGGUCACAGGCGAAAGAACUGGAAAGUCAGAAAAUUUAUUCUGAGAGAUGAUCCUGCUUAUAUCCACUACUAUGAUCCUACCAAAGGUGAGAACGAUCCUCUCGGCUCCAUUCACCUGCGUGGUUCAGUCGUGACGGCAGUGGAAUAUGUGCCUGAUGCCAAGAGAUACGAGGUGGAUGGCAAUCUCUUUGAGAUCAUCACGUCAGAUGAGAUACACUACUACCUGCAGGCUGCAACAGCCGAUGAGCGCAAGGACUGGAUCAAAGCCAUUCAAAGCGUCUCAAAGACGGGAAAAUAACAGUAUUAGGUCCAUCCCAUGGUCUGGAGAACAGUAAACUCACUUUUAAAAGACACACAGAGUUAAGGGUAAGGAUCAGUGUGAGAAUGUGUUUUGUCUACGCACCAAAUGUCUCCUCUUCAGCAUUUUCUAAAAAUAAAAAUUCCAGUUUGUUGUUUCUUGA